Molecule: messenger RNA, 2322 nt
Organism: Papaver somniferum (opium poppy)
Lineage: Eukaryota; Viridiplantae; Streptophyta; Magnoliopsida; Ranunculales; Papaveraceae
Product: pentatricopeptide repeat-containing protein At2g38420, mitochondrial-like
Exons: 5
Coding region: 119-1474 (451 amino acids)
Molecular function (GO): protein binding
Source: RefSeq, a predicted model, not a curated record
CUUAAUUCCAAAAUUAUCACCGAAGAAGACGAAUUUUUUCAGAAGCAGAAAAACGAGAAAGUUUCCACUUUUACCCUUCAAAGCAAAAUGGCAGCAAAAUUUUAAUCAACAGCAAGCAAUGGAAACCCUAAUUACAGAAUCAACAACCAAAACCCAAAACCCUAAUCUUCUUUCACUUCUCAUUGAUUCAUUUACCACAUACAAGUGUGAUCCAACACCAUCCGCAUACUCAUUCAUCAUCAGAAACUUAACCCAGAACUCCCAAUUUGAUCAAAUCCCAUUAGUUCUCAACAGACUGGAAAAAGUUGAGAAAUUUGAAAUCCCAGAAAGAUUUUUUAUUAAUUUGAUUAAGAUUUAUGGGGAUGAUUUGAAUCAGAUUGAAAAUGCUACUGAUUUGUUUUAUAGAAUCCCUAAUUUCAGGUGUGUACCUACUGUAUAUUCACUUAAUGCAUUACUUACAGUACUUUGUAAAUCACAACAAGGUCUUUCAAUGGUGAGUCAAGUCUUAUUGAGAAGCAGUGAAUUAAUGAGUAUUCGAUUAGAAGAAUCGAGUUUUUGUAUACUGAUAACUGCUUUGUGUAGGAUUAAGAAAUUCGGUUAUGCAAUUGAGUUAUUACAUAUGAUGUUGUCUGAGCAUAGGUAUGAACCUGAUUAUGAAAUGUAUUCUAAAAUUUUCAUGGAGAUUUGUGAAAGGGGAGAUGUUGAUGAGGUUAUGGGGUUCUUGGAGGAGUUUAGGAAUGCCGGGUUUGUUUUAAAUGGAGAGAAUUAUAGUGAUUUGAUCAGGGUUUUGGUUAAAAAUGGGAAAGGCAAAGAGGGUUUAGAUAUGUUGUAUCGAAUGAAAAGUGAUGGCAUGAAGCCUGAUGUUGUUUGUUAUACUAGGGUUUUAGAAGGGGUUAUCAGUACAAGGGAUUUCGAGAAAGCCGAGGAGUUGUUUGAUGAAAUGCUUUUGUUAGGUGUAGAGCCUAAUGUUUAUACGUAUAAUGUUUAUAUCAAUGGUUUAUGUAAACAGAAUAAAAUCGAAGAUGGUUUUAAGAUGGUUGGGCAUAUGGAAGAGUUGGACUGCAAACCUGAUGUGGUAACGUAUAAUACACUUAUCGGAGCAGUAUGUAAAUAUGGGGAAGUAAAGAGAGGGAAAGAGGUUUUGAGGAUGAUGGGUAUGAAGGGUGUUGGAGGGAAUGUGCAUACCUAUAGGAUUUUGAUUGAUGGGUUGAUUGGUAAGGGUGAAUUGAUAGAAGCUUGUGGGUUACUCGAGGAGAUGUUUGUGAAAGAUUUUGUUCCUCGCUCUUCAACUUUAGAUGCGAUGAUUACUGGGAUGUGUGAACGGGGACUUGUUGGACAAGCAUUACAGGUACUGAACAAAAUAGUCGAAAGGAAUGUUGCUCCUGGGGAAAAGACGUGGAAAGUACUGCUUUGUGAAUCAAAAUUAGAUUUCAAUGAUGCGACGCGGAAUAAUUUUGACUACUUAGUUGCUUAGAGUUAUCCCACUUUCUGUUCGUGGUUGGAGUAUAAUUUUUCUUAUGUUGGAGGAAAAACAAGAGUAUAUUUUGGAUACCAUCAGAGGUCAUUGCUCCUCUUGGGAAACAAAUAUUAUAUAUACUGGGCGCACAAGCGAAUCAAUCUGUCAAAGAUAACGUAUUGGCAUAAUCAUCAUCUUGUUGGUGUUAUAGUUGAAAUGCCCCCAACAACACACCUGUAUCAUGCCAAGGCUUGAUGGCUGGAUGGGUAGUUCUAUAAUGGAUGCUAUGGUGCCGUGUAGUCCACAAUCCAUUGGAAAAACAACUCAAACAAAUUGGGAAUGGCGGACAAUCCGUUGGAAUUACUGUAGAAGGAUUCAUGUAACGGCAGCUAAAAGAAGUUCCAAAUUUGAUACUCAAGUUCUUCAUGUAUCACCUGAAGACGUUCAAAUCCAUGGUAGAGAUCAGGAAUUUCAACAGGCUAGGAAUAUGCAGCAGCUUGGGGACACAGGCAAUUGGUCGCAACCAACAGUGAAACGUAAGACAAAGAUUGUCUGCACUAUUAGUCCAUCUACAGAUACACGAUAAAUGAUAUGGAAGCUAGCUGAGGCUAGUAUGAAUGUUGCUCGCAUGAAUAAGUCUCAUGGAGAUCAUGCCUCACAUCAAAUAUGUUAUAGAUUUAGUUAAAGAAUACAAUGCACAGUCCAGCGAAAAUGUCACCGAGAUCAUGUUAGACACAAAGGCAGGUUUUCUUAAUCUCUCAUUCGAAUGUUUUAUUAACUGACUUGGGUUUUCUCGAUUGCCAUAAGAACUUCAGAUAUGUAAGUUUCCAUAGCUAAUUAUAGUAGAACAGUAUUACGCGUUAAAA